AUGGCGGGCAUCUCUGAGGAUCCGCAGGGGCCGGCACUGCGGCUGGUCCUGGCGGCGGCGGUCAUCUUGAUCGUCCUGCGGGACUCCCUGCUGGAGGACCCGAACCGCCUCCUUUGCGCGGCCGUGGCGUCCGUUCUGGUGGUCGAGUGGGUCGGCUGCGGGCGGCGCUGGUACGCCUGGCUCUGCGGCUCCGGCCUCGCGAAGUACUGCGCCGCGACCAGACGCGCGUUUCCCUGCGACCGCCGCGGCUUCGGCGACGACCACGACCGGUUGUGGGGCUGCGUGCCGGUGCCGGCCGUGCCGGUGGCGGGCAUGGACGCUCUGCUCUUCUUCAUCGCAGCGCCGCUAUUCCUCUUCCCGCAUUCGCAAGCGGCGCGCGCGCUGGCCGCGGGCGCCGCCCACGUAUACGUCACGAACCUCCAGACGCACAAGACGGGCGGACAGCACGGCAUCCUCGUGCUGCACGUGCUCGCGCUGCAGGCGCUGCGGUCGGAGGGUGAGGGCGCGCUGUGCCUCCUCUGCACGCGGGCCGUCGUGCUGAGCCUCUACUUCGGGGCGGCCCUGUCCAAGCUCAAGGUGAGCGGCCCGCGCUGGUGCGACGGCGGCACGCUCCAGAAGGAGCUCUUCGAGAGCACGUUCCUCGUGCCCGGCGCGCCCUGGCAGCUCCGGGCGACGCGCGCCGUGGCCCGCGACCGGGCCCUGUGCCGCGUCGCGUCGACGGCGACCGUCGCCGUCGAGUUCUUCGCGCCCCUCUUGAUGCUUAUGUUUCCGGGCUUCCCGUUCGAGUGGCUCUACGUGCCCGUGCACGUGGCCAUCUACGUGCUCAUGGGCGUCGACUUUGUUACCUGGUGGGUGCCCGUCCUGCUCCUGUUGGGCCUUUUCGCCCGCGAGCCCCCGCCCGCGUCCCUGUCGUCUAGCCCCGCGAUGCCCCUCUACGCGCUCGUGCAGCUCGUGAUUUCUCUCGCGAGCGCGGACCUUCGGGGCGUGAAGUGCUUCCCCUUCACGUGCUGCCCGAUGUUCUGCGACCGCAAGGAGCUAUUUGGAGAAGGGGGCGGCACGUGGACGCUCACCGACGCGCCGCUCCCGGGCCUGCUGACGCCCUGGUACCCGCCCUCGUACAUCCAGGGCAAAUUUACGGCGAGCGAGCUGCCCCGGCUCCCCUACCGCUACGCGAGCUUCUCCUUCGGCGCCGGCGACGCGCUCGCGCUGACGCGGCUCCGGCCGAAGCGCGAGCGGCCGCGCGACGGGCACGAGACGUUCGCAAAUUUCGAGGUCACCGGAUGCCUCCGGGACCGCCUCCGGGACGGCGCGGCCUUCGUCCGGCGCGGCGACGCGGGCUGGGCCUGGGACCGCGGCCGCAUGGACGAGCUCCUGGCGCACCAGAGCGCCAUCCAGGACGCGAUGCGCGCCGCGUGCGCGGGCGAGGACGCCGACGCCGUGCGGCCGCCCCCGAGCAACCCCGGCGGGUAA
This is a messenger RNA of Pelagomonas calceolata, 1470 nucleotides long. The record is from the annotation of a GenBank genome assembly. Lineage: Eukaryota; Pelagophyceae; Pelagomonadales; Pelagomonadaceae.